AUGGAUGGCUACGAAUUAGAAGACGCGGCUGCUUACUCGGGAGUGGGCAAAGUAAGCGUCGUCACCUAUGAUGCGGGGGAUAGCUCAGAUGAAGAGGCACCCGAAGAUGGAAAGUUUCGCAAAGUUGAGGUGGUGCCGAAGGCGAAGAAGGGGCAACGUGAACUGAUGAGUAUAUUGACGUCAACGGGCAAGGAGCUCGUAGAUCUGGACAUGGCACUGCCUUCCUUGACGAGGCAGGGUGUCUACACCACAAAGUUGCAACCGAGCAUACGACGGCCCCGCAAGUGGUUUUGGGCUCCGUUCAAGAACGAGGCGCGAAACGACGGACUCGAACUGUGCCAUUGGCUACGCCAAGAUCGGAAACGAUUAAAGAUACCGUACCUCUUUGCAAAGUUUUCAAACCAGGACCCGGGAAUUCCCACGUUUACCGACGAGGAAUACGAGGAGCACCUGGAAAAUGAGGAUUGGACAAAAGAAGAGACCAUGUAUCUACUGGAAGUCUGCGGGCGCUUUGACUUACGAUGGCCAAUCGUCUUUGACCGCUACGACCAGACGGUCUUUGGCGAAGAACGCACGAUGGAAGACCUGAAGGAACGAUUCUACAGUAUUCUCUCGGAAGUUGAACAGCUGAGAUCUCCGACGGCACCGCGGCACGACUUUGACGCGGAUAAUGAGCGAAAGCGGAAGGAUCAACUUGAGAGGCUUUGGAGCCGGACUUCCGAGGAAUGGAUCGAAGAGCAACAACUGAAGAUUGACAUGGAACGACUCGAACAGAAACGGCGUCAACGCGAGCGCAGAGCCCUGGAACUUCAGAGGCUGAUCACGACCAGCUACGAGAUGGCAGCCCCGGCCAGCCCUUCUGCGAAUUCGGCAGCUCUAAUGAAGAAAAACCAAUCUCGAGGUCGGGCUGGUGCGCUGAUGAUGCCGACCCCGAAUGUGAAUUUGGACCUGGCCUCGACGCAGUUGCGCUUCAGCGAAUUCCGCGGAUCCGGCGUCCACCUUCGAAGUCAAGAAAUGAAGUUGCCGACAAAUCUCGGGCAGAAGAAGCUGAAGAACAUUGAGACGGUUCUCGAGAAACUGAAGCUCGACAUGAACCCGCUGGGCUCGGAGAAAAUCGUGGCCGUCUAUAACGAGUUCCGAUCCCAAAUUAUGUUGCUUCAGGAAUUGAAAGCCACUUUGCAAACCACCGAAUAUGAUCUCGAGACCGUUGCCGCCAGAUUGCAACAACAGGGCACGAUGCUCGAAAUCGAUCCGAAGUUGCGCGUAUCAACAUUGCCCGAAGGCGGACUGUCCAACACAUUCCUCGAAUGUCCCGGCGCCCCGCUCAGCCGGCGCCGAAUCACCAGCUACCUCGAGCUCCUCACGAAGGCGGACGGCAGCCAUACCCGCAAGCGCAAAAUCACGGGCCCCACGCACCCUCCGGCCGCGGCAAGCCCGACGCCGCCCGAGAUCAAGCGUACUCGAAAAUCCUCGCUUUUG
Mesorhabditis spiculigera is the source of this 1479-nucleotide messenger RNA. The record is from the annotation of a GenBank genome assembly. NCBI's taxonomy places the organism in Eukaryota, Metazoa, Nematoda, Chromadorea, Rhabditida, Rhabditidae.